CUUUGCUGCCAUCGGAUGACAAGUUGACAACUUCUACAGCCCUAACCUAACCACCGCUGAUAAUGCUCUCCUCAUCAACCAGGAUCUUCCGCUUCGGUGGUCUUGUUGCUAUCACAUGGUCCCAUAGCCUCUCUAAUGGAUUAAAGCAGCCAAUUCGACCCGAAGCUCGGGGCAUAUGAACACUCCUGCACAAACAACUCUUGUAUAAAGAACCGACCUUGGGUCUUCAAUCUCCCUUUCCAGAUAACGGCUCAGCCCUCUCUUCGCUAUGAACACUGCGAUAAUCCUUGUGACCCUACUGACGGCUCUAGCUGUCUGUCAGGAUCACGAUUACUGGGUUGACCGAGUCUGGGGGGAGCUGCAGCAGGCUGUGACGUGUGCAACCUGCGAGAUCCUGUUAGGCACAUUGAGGGCCGUGGCGCAUCAGGGCCCGGAUGUUCUGAGAGCAGUCUUGAAGGAGCUGUGCACGCAGGCCAAGAUUGCCGAUGCCGAUGUGUGCCAGGGCACCGCGGCCGCCCAAGCGCCCAGCGUCUUUUACAUCCUCGAACAGCUGCAGAUUGGAUCGGUGACCAGUCGGUUGAUGUGCGCCAGCUUGGGUCGCUUGUGUCCGUGGUCUGAGAUCGAGUUCAAUUUGACUCUGCCACCCGAGCCGUCGAGCCAGCCCAUCACGAGGAGCGUCAACGAUAAUACAAGGGAUGGCGAAAAUCGAACCGUCCGCGUGGUCCAUCUCAGCGACACGCACGUUGACCGCUUCUACACGGCGGGAGCCAGCUAUGCCUGCUCGAAACCCAUGUGCUGCCGGCCUUGUACAGCGGCCGAUGCGCCCAACAGCACGCUCUUCCCCUGCGGUGACUGGGGCAAUCCCCGGUGCGAUCCUCCCAUUCGCCUCCUGAUUGACAGUCUAUUACCCGUCCUGCAGGGCCUUCAGCCUCCGCUGGCCUUCACGUUAUUCACCGGAGACGUCGUCCCCCACGAUUUCUGGCUCACCAGUCGAGCCUCCGUCGAAGCCGACUACAACACCACGUAUACCGCCCUGCAGCCCCUCACCCGCCAGGGACCCGUCUAUCUCGCCAUCGGCAACCACGACACCUCUCCGAUCAACAUCUACCCAGUCUCUCCCACGCCAUCCUCGAAUCUGACGCCGCAAUGGGCCUACGACCUCUUCGCCUACUGCCUCCUCUACUACCGCAUCAACAUUCUCAGCUACACGACCCCCCCAACCCCGGACCCCCUCUCCCAAUUCGCAUGGCUCACCACCGAGCUCCACCAGGCCGAACGCCACCACCAGCGCGUCUGGCUCCUCACGCACGUGCCCCCGGGCAACUCCCACAUGCUGCCUUGCUACGCCCACGCCCUGAAACGGAUCAUCGAGCGCUUCCGCGCCACCAUCGCCGCCAUCUUCUCCGGACACCGUCAUCUGGAUCUCUUCCAGGUGUACUACCGUCCCCUUAGCCCCAACAAUGCCUCAACCAUGCGCAGCAGUCGAAUGAUCCACAAUACCAGCCGCAAAGCCGUAGCCAUCAACUACAUCACCCCCAGCCUCACGUCCGAGCGCGGCCGCCCGGCCUUCCGGAUCUACGACGUCGAUCCCGCUACCUGGGCGGUGGUGGAUUAUACGGUCUACGUGGCGGACUACGAACCCUGGGGGGCCGGGGCUGCCUCGUCUGCCGGACUGUCCCAUGGACACGCUGCUGAUGGACAUCACCACCCAGCCCAUGGGGCCGCAAAGCUGACGUGGAAGAAGUACUACUCGGCGCGCGAGGCCUACGGGACGCGCACGGAGGAGGACGGGAAUGAGACGCUGUUCGAGGAGUGGUGGGCGCGACGCACGCGGGGCAGCUGGGUGACGCCGUGUCGCGGGGUAUGUCGGCGGCGGGAAAUCUGCUACAUGAGGGGUGGGCCGGACGACGGCGAGGGCGAGGGCUGGGAGGGCUGUCCGGGGAGUGUUCUCACCACGCGCGGUCGGCACGGGCAUGGCGUUGCCUGA
This is a messenger RNA of Aspergillus brunneoviolaceus CBS 621.78, 1987 nucleotides long. Its product is annotated as PPN1 endopolyphosphatase family protein. The record is from RefSeq and is a predicted model, not a curated record. The transcript is spliced from 4 exons. NCBI's taxonomy places the organism in Eukaryota, Fungi, Ascomycota, Eurotiomycetes, Eurotiales, Aspergillaceae. Bases 269 to 1987 code for a protein of 572 amino acids. Gene Ontology annotation, molecular function: hydrolase activity.